AUGGCGGUCGACAAGUUCACGAAGUGGCCGGAGGUUACCCCGAUCAUCAAGGCUGACAAGAACUUUGCGCUCAAGUUCAUCAAGGACCUGGUGGCCCAUUUCUGGGUUCCAAAUCGGAUCAUCACCGACAAUGGAACCCAGUUCAAGAGCUACCUCUUUGGGGAUUAUUGUGAGGACAUGGGCAUCAACCUAUGCUUUGCUUCCAUGACACACCCACGCAACAAUGGGCAAGCCGAGAGAGCCAAUGCAGAAAUCCUCAAAGGGCUAAAAACCAGGCCCUACAACAAGCUCAAGAAGCAUGGCACAGACUGGACAGACGAGCUUUCGGCGGUGGUUUGGGCGAACCGGACCACACCGAGCCGUGCAACAGGCAAGACACCAUUCUUUCUCGUCUAUGGAGCCGAAGCCAUGCUCCCGCCCAAAGUAACAUUGGGGAUCCCGCGGGUACGAGCCUACAAUGAGGAAGAUCAAGAUCAGCUGCGGCGGCAUGAUGUCCUCUACCUUGAGGAAGUACGGUGCAGAGUGGCGGUUAGGGCAGCUUGCUACUAG
Molecule: messenger RNA, 549 nt
Organism: Panicum hallii
Lineage: Eukaryota; Viridiplantae; Streptophyta; Magnoliopsida; Poales; Poaceae
Exons: 1
Coding region: 1-549 (182 amino acids)
Biological process (GO): DNA integration
Molecular function (GO): nucleic acid binding
Source: RefSeq, a predicted model, not a curated record